CACCUAAGAGGCGAUGAAAGGUAUCAGGUGGUCAGGCUCGGUGAUGCAGGUCAUCGUAUCCCACUCACGUGGAUCGAUGCGCACGAUAUCAAUCACUGGACUGUCUCGUCAAGACUAAUUUUGUAUAGACCAUUAUACCUGGAAUAUGCAGUGAGGCGUUAAACAGCAAACAAAUAAAGUAGUGUGACGUUGAAUAACAUACAAUUAUAUACAUGUUAUGUCAACCUCUCUUAACGUCAAUGUUGACAGCUGUUAACGAGACUUCAGUCUCCACAUGGGGAUAGUAUUGCCUCUGUUGCGUUAAGUGUUAACUUCUCACUAAUAUUCAUCACUUUGUUUCUUUGAAGGUCAGUUCAAGGUUACAGCUGAUGGGUUAACGAGGAUAUGCCAACUACAGGAACCUUCACUUCCGGUAAAUUAUCCUCGAACCCCGGGCUACAAACCGGCUCAGGCUGACAAUCCCUAUAAUGCGUGGUAUCGUCGUUGUGAUAUCAAAGGCGCCGACAAGGGCAAGCUGGCAGGUAAAACAGUCGGCAUCAAGGACUGCGUCGCUGUGGCUGGAGUCCCCAUGGGCGUCGGUGCAGCUCUCAUGGAAGGGUACACACCUGAGUUCGAUGCCACUUUGGUAACACGGAUCCUCGAUGCAGGGGGUCGUAUCAUUGGCAAAACGUCCGUUGAGAACCAGUGCGUCAGCGGAAGUAGCUUCACGUGCGCGAGUGGCCCUGUCAGGAACCCGUAUGAUGAGACCAGGACUACAGGCGGGUCAAGCGGCGGAAGUGCAGCACUGGUGUCUAAGGGCCUUGUUGACCUCGCCAUAGGAGGAGACCAGGGCGGCUCCAUCCGGAUACCAGCCAGCUGGUGUGGCAUUGUGGGAUUGAAGCCCACAUAUGGACUGGUACCUUACACCGGAGCCAUGUCUCUCGAGACGACGCUGGACCAUCUUGGACCAAUGACAAGAACUGUCGAAGACAACGCCUUAUUGCUAGAGGUGAUAGCGGGAUAUGAUGGAGGUAGGGACCCCAGACAGCCAGUCGGCCUCAAAGUCCCUCCCUACAGCGACCAGGUAAAUGCGAGCAUCUCCGGCAAGAAGAUCGGCGUGCUGAAGGAAGGGUUUGACGUGUGCACGGAGCCUGACGUCGUGGAGAUAGUGAGGAGAGAAACGGAUAGACUGAAGGAAGCAGGGGCGGAGGUGGAGGAGGUAUCACUGCCCAUACAUCGGGAUGGUCCUGCCAUCUGGAACGCUAUCUGUCUGCAAGGCGCCUACAAUUGCAUGGUGAAGGGCAAUGGAACUGGCUUCUUCUGGAAAGGAUUCUACCCAAUAUCGAUGCAGGAGGCCGCUUAUCGGGGUUUCGCUGCUCGGCCCCACGAUAUGUCAGUUGUCAUGAAGACAGUAUCUCUCAUCUCGGAGUAUAUCAACAGAAAUUAUCAGAAUAAGUUCUAUGCCAAGGGGCAGAACCUCAACAUGAUGCUCACGUCUGAGUACGACCGUGUUCUUGAAAAGUAUGACGUCAUUGUAAUGCCCACCUUACCAUACAAGGCAUCGAAACUACCCGGAAAAGACGCAACUCCUGCAGAGUUGCUGAAAGUCAGCCUCUCCAUGAUCCCCAACACCUCGCCAUUUGACUGCACCGGCCAUCCUGCUCUCUCCAUCAACGCCGGCUUCAGCGACGGACUUCCGGUUGGGAUGAUGAUUGUUGGUCGCCAUUUUGACGAGACUACAAUCUACCAGGUGGCGAGAGCCUACGAGAAAAUACGAGACAAACAGUGACAAUGACCCAGCUUACAUACGAUAUAUAUAGAAAACAUGGUGGACACUAUUAUGAGUCACAGCGCGGCAUAGAACAGUGUUCGUUCUUUGUUUGGUUUACAUUUAUUGCCUUUUCACACUGCAAUGAUAAAGGAAGUGAGUUGUUUUAAUGUCACUUUAUGUGCAAUUUAGCUACCUAUAUGUAUGUGUUGUGGAAAUAAAAUUGGUUUAAAUUGUA
This is a messenger RNA of Haliotis rufescens (red abalone), 1985 nucleotides long. Its product is annotated as amidase-like. The coding region runs from base 569 to 1768 and encodes 399 amino acids. The transcript has 9 exons. NCBI's taxonomy places the organism in Eukaryota, Metazoa, Mollusca, Gastropoda, Lepetellida, Haliotidae. The record is from RefSeq and is a predicted model, not a curated record. Gene Ontology annotation, molecular function: catalytic activity.